Salmo salar (Atlantic salmon) is the source of this 3401-nucleotide messenger RNA. Its product is annotated as polycomb group RING finger protein 5-A. The record is from RefSeq and is a predicted model, not a curated record. Lineage: Eukaryota; Metazoa; Chordata; Actinopteri; Salmoniformes; Salmonidae.
CGCUGGAAAAUCUCCAGCCGCGUUCGAAUGCUAGUCGUAACCAGGAAACUCAAAUGUCCGACUUGCAAACCAAGGUGAAAGAAUCGGAUCCCAAGUUUCCCACUUGGGAGGUAUCAGAAUCAACCUAUGGGAAGCUCUACGCAAAUAACUUACGUUCAUUUUAACUCUGAGGUUCCAAGUUUCCAAUAGCACAUGAACGCAACAAUGGUGCGCUCAAGACAACUCUGACGCCUUGAUCACACCGAAAAUAAUUGUGCAUUUUGGUACACCAGAAGUACAUUCAUUUCUAAUGGAACGCUGUGCUUGCAUUGCAGACACAGUUGGCGUGCGUUCUGUGUGGUACAUACGUUGGAUUUAUCGAUGCGUACAUGGCUUGACAGAAAUGGUAGCAGAAGGUGAACGCUGAACUUUUCUUGCACACAUAUCCAGAUGAUGCUGCGUACCAUUUUGUGUAAUGACACUAUCGAUAUGAUCAGGCAUGAACUCCGAACUAGGAAAUCUCCGACCUCCGACUUCAGUGCAUUCAAGAGAACUGGGAACUCGGGGAAAAACGAGCACUGACUGGGAAACUCUUUGACAGUCAUCCAACUCGGAAUUUCAAGUCGGAAACUCGGGCAUCGUGGUGCUUUCAAGACAACUGGGAACUCGCAAAAACACAAGGCCAAAUCCUGACGACAGUGAUUUUCAGGUCGGAAAGUCAGAACUCUAAAAAGAUGCCUGAGUUAGAUGACCAUCGGAGCUCGUUUUUUUUCGAGUUCCCAGUUGUCUUGAACGCACUGAAGUCUAAAAGCCGGAUAUUUCCGCGUUUCGAGUCCCCAGUUGCUUUGAACGCGGCAUCCUAGUGUUACGACUUUUCCGACUUGAAGAUCACUGACGUCACGAUUUUUGCCAUUACGAGCUCGUUUUUUCCGAGUUCCCAGUUGUCAUGAACGCACCAUCAAUUCCGUAUUCUUGCCACUAGUUUCAUACUAGCCUACGUAGUUGAUAUCACCUAGAGAACGCAGUGUCACGGACAGACAAUUCUUCUCAUUCUACCAGCUAUACUAAAUCCUCAUGGAAAAGGUAGAGAUGUUACGAGUAAUCUGAGAUGGUCUUUAGAAGAAUGGCUUUCCCAGCCGAUGAGUACUGGCUGAGGAUGAUGAAGACGAAGAAGAUACAGGGGUCACCGCAGCAGUGUCAGGGGCUGCAGGGACCUCUGUGAUUGCUGACCCCACCUCAUCUCUGACCUCCCCAGCUCUGUAUUGGCUGACCAUGGCCACUCAGAGGACACCCCUGGUCAAAGACUUUAACCACUUCAUUACCUGCUACCUGUGCAGAGGUUACCUGAUCAAACCCACCACGGUCACUGAGUGCCUGCACACAUUUUGUAAGAGCUGUAUCAUCCAGCACUUUGAAGACAGUAAUGACUGUCCCAAAUGUGGCAUUCAAGUCCAUGAAACCAACCCUCUAGAGAUGCUAAGGUUGGACAAUACUCUUGAGGAAAUCAUUUUCAAGCUUGUACCUGGAUUACGAGACAAAGAGGAACAGCAGGAGAUUGAUUUCUGGAGGAAGAAUAAAUCCAAAGAAAAUGGACAAGGAGACGGCCUUGGGUCUAAGAGGCUUGGACUCAGUGAUGAUGAGGAUGGUGAUGAAGAUGGUCAGGAUUAUCACAGGAGCGACCCCCAGAUAGCCAUCUGCCUGGACUGUCUCCACAACAAUGGACAUGCUGCAGAUGACACAGUGAAGUGUUUAAUGAAGAAGUUCAUUCGCUGCUCUAGUCGAGUCACGGUGGGAACCAUCAAGAAGUUUCUCAGUCUAAAGUUAAAGCUUUCAAGCUCUUGUGAGCUGGAUGUGCUGUGUAAUGGGGAGAUCAUGGGUAAGGACCACACUCUGGAGUUCAUCUACAUGACCCGCUGGAGGCUGCACGGUGACAAUACAUAUCCCAUGGUCCUGGAGUACAGGCCACGAAUAGACUUUGGCUGAACAAAGCCCUUGAGAAGCCUUCAUCGACAAAUAAAAGCAAUGACUGGAUGUGCAUCAAACUGAGGCCAGGGACUCAUCCUUCCCAACAUUUUUGAACUUCUGUUUAAUUUGGUUGUGUCCUUCGUUGUUGAACAUUCCGUGCUUGUGGCCAAAGUGAUCUUCAAGACGAGUAACUACAAAGACAAGCUUAGCUGAAACAUGGAUGUAUGAAUGUGUCCAAAUGUAUUUAUUAGCCAGGUACUCGGGUAUCUUGGUAACCCAGCCAAUGACAAGGAUUGGCCUGCAUCUACAUGAUGAAUACAAGUUGGUGUGGACAGAAAAUUAAAUGGAAAGAAGAAUAGGGAGGAAUCAAGCCACUCCAAGGCCUUCCAACAGAUGCCUGACUGUUUCAACAAGAAAAGUAACAUUUUUUCAAUUUAAGCCAUUUUUUCUCUUUUAUAAAAUGCAUAACAUCCACAGAUUUACCCACAAUCAAUCAAUUGACCGAGCACCUUAAUGUUGCCAAAUGUUUGAGUCUAAACCGAAGCUCAUUCGUCUUCAUUCUGUCCCAUGCUCAGUUAUUAUAACCAGUCUGACAUGUUGCUGAAAUCAACAAACACUCUGGCAGAGGCUCGGGAGCCUGCGUGAUGGGAAGAGAAACGUUAAGCCUCUUUUUUUAACAAACGCAUACACACACACACACACACUCGCUCAACCCAAACUGCAGUGUGAUUACCCUGGCUCCUGCCAAUCUCAGACCUGCACUAAUAGCUUUUUUGGCACCGGUCAGAGUGACCAGGUAUUACAUUUUAGUUUUUCAGAUUAAUCUUAGUAUCUCUCUAGCCUAAAAAGAUACAAUCUUACAUGUUUUGAAGGGAAACCAGUGGUGUGUACAUUUCAUAUUGUUACUAGACCUUUGAGCUAUAAAUGUGUUUUUUGAAGUACAUGACAUUACGACACGGUAGUACGAGAUAUGAAUUAUGCCAAUUAUGGAUCUUUGAUCACAGAAUAGUAUUGGGCACUGUAAGAACUGGUUGGCAUAAGGCUUAUUGUAUUAGCGUUGAGGUGUAGUGUACUGAAGCUGACUCUUUCACAGUGAUUCAGUAUAGAGUAUACCGUGUCUGCUUCAUUACCUAGUCAUCUCAAGUUUAGCCUUUUAAACUCUAAUCUAUGUUGAUGUGGUUUAUAUGUGAAAACCAUUGAGGUGUGUUCCUUGCAGUGAAGCCAACCUGUCCUUGUGCUGACAAGGAAAAUGUUUUUUUUUUUAUAUAUUAUUUUUUUUUAAACAGAAAAGGAAACAUGUACAUAUUCUUUUUAUGCUGCUUAGAGUAAUAUAUUAUAUUUUUAAAUGUACCCAUGCCUGAGAAUCAUUAUUGAGAUAUUAGAGCUGUAGAAAUAUUGUUAAUAUCUGUACUUGAUUUAUAAUAAUUAUUCAUGAAUAAAUUAAAUGUUUUAUUUUA